Messenger RNA from Protopolystoma xenopodis, 387 nucleotides. The record is from the annotation of a GenBank genome assembly. Lineage: Eukaryota; Metazoa; Platyhelminthes; Monogenea; Polystomatidea; Polystomatidae.
UUGCUUAUUUUACCUUCCAGAUCAUAUGUAAAAAAAAAACCUGAUUACACUGAUCAUCCGCAAAGAUAUAGGCCGUCAGUCCUUGUUAAAACCUUAAGGGGUUUUCAGUUUUCUGAUGGUGACCCUAUCUUCAAAGGGGACAUUUUAGUAAGACAGUUAGGUCUAGAGUUUUAUCCGGGUGAAAAUGUAUCACUUAACUCUGAAACUUGGGAUAUUGUUGCUAAUUGUAAUGGACGCUUUAUGAUAACAACGGAAGAGUUGUCACCCUACCCUGAUAGUCCGUUAUAUGCUACUGUUAAAUCUGGAAAUGUUAUUAAGAAGCAUUUUGUUCACGUUAUAGAAGAAGAUUCAGCAACUCCAUCAUUCAUAGCCGUUCGCGAACUCUAA